AUAACAUUAAUCUCAAGCAUCUCAAUCACAAACAAGACUUGAGGAAGAAACUAGAAAGAGCUCUCCUAUACUUGCACAGACAUGGCUUCAAUGAGCAUGACAGCCUCUCUUCUUCCGAGCUCGAGCUCCGUUUUGACUAGACUUCCUUCGGGAUCGGCUCGUAGAGGUGCAAUUGUGGCCAAGGCGACCGGCAGCGAUCAAGGAGAGAAGGGAAGCUUGGAAAUGAAGCAAGAGAGCAGCAAUGGGAGGCGGGACUUGGUUUUUGCAGCAGUAGCAGCUGCUGUCUGCUCUUUUGCAAAUGUUGCAAUGGGUGAAGAGCCUAAACGUGGGACUCCAGAAGCUAAGAAAAAGUAUUCUCCUGUUUGUGUAACAAUGCCUACUGCUAGCAUCUGUCGCAAGUGAGAAACCUUUUGUUCAUCUAUAUUUAGUGUCGAUUUGUAUGCCAGAAUCAUCUACUUUGUUGUUUGGAAACUUGCAUCUUUUUAUUGGACAACCCUCGUUCUAUAUA
Molecule: messenger RNA, 508 nt
Organism: Hibiscus syriacus
Lineage: Eukaryota; Viridiplantae; Streptophyta; Magnoliopsida; Malvales; Malvaceae
Product: photosystem II 5 kDa protein, chloroplastic
Exons: 1
Coding region: 82-402 (106 amino acids)
Source: RefSeq, a predicted model, not a curated record